UCAGUGGGACCGGUAGCAGUGGGGACGCUUUUGUGCUGGGAACUUCAGGACAUUUCUCGAAGGCUUCUCAAGGGGGAGGUGCCUGAUUGUGGCAGGUUGGAGGAUUCCCAGCCCGGAGGAGACUGGGGUUAGGAGCUAAGUGUGACAGAGGCGCUGUGGCCGGAAGUUCUGUGGUCAUGGCCCCCCAGGCUACAGACCCCGCCCGGAUGGGGCCCCUACGCCGCCUCCUGACUGCGGCACUACUUCUGGCUCAGGCUGCGCCUCAGGAGGCCUCCCAGCACUGCGGGCGCCUAGAGUACUGGAACCCUGAUAACCGGUGCUGCAGCAGCUGCCUGCAGCGCUUUGGGCCGCCCCCCUGCCCGGACUACGAGUUUUCGGAAAACUGCGGAUUCAAUGAUUUUGCCGAUCACGUGACAUACCCCUUCAAAGAGUGUCCCUUUGGGCAGUGCAACCCCGACAAUGCGGAGCUAUGUAGCCCUUGUGGCGCCGGAGCCACGGCCCCCGCUCCCGCAGGGAGCAGGAGCGGAACCCAGCGUCGCUGCAGAGAGAAGCCGGUCCCUCCCAAGGAGCCCUGUCCUCUCAAGUCUGGGAAACCCAGAGUUUAUAGCUCCCAGGAGCCCAGCCCAUCAGCGAUUUCCAGUGUCUCCUGGACACCUGAGCGCAACGUCACUCAGCAGGCCUUGCCGAAUUUUGCCCUGCCAGUGGUGCUGGUUCUCAUGGUGCUGGUUCUGCUGGUGACCUCAGCAGUGAUCCUUCUGCUUGCCCAGCGGUGUCACCGCCGGGCAAAAGUCCUCCAUCCCUACCCCGGCUUGGUUUGUGGCGACACCAGUAUCCAUACGGUCUUCUCCUUGCCCUCGUCCUCUCCAGGCUCCCUGGAGGCAUCAGACGCAGGGGAUAAGGUGUCUCUGGUUCCACUCCUGGGCAGAGAACUGCCGAGUCUGGCAUCACAGCCCCUGUCUCGCCUCCUGGAUGAGCUGGAGGUGCUGGAGGAGCUGAUAGUGCUGCUGGAUCCUGAACCUGGGCCAGGUGGGGGGAUGGCACGCGGCACCACGAGACACCUGGCGGCGAGGUACGGAGUGCCCGCUGCCUGGUCCACCUUUGCCUACUCACUGCGACCCAGUCGCUCGCCACUGCGGGCCCUGAUCGAGAUGGUGGUGGCAAGGGAGCCCUCUGCUUCUCUGGGGCAGCUUGGCACACACCUGGCCCAGCUGGGGCGGGCAGAUGCACUGCAGGUGCUGUCCAAACUUGGCUGAUCUGGGGCUUGUUCGGCCUCCUCCUCAAUGAAGUUUCCCAUGAAUUGC
Neofelis nebulosa (Clouded leopard) is the source of this 1301-nucleotide messenger RNA. It is a transcript of the gene IGFLR1, whose product is annotated as IGF like family receptor 1. The record is from RefSeq and is a predicted model, not a curated record. Bases 177 to 1253 code for a protein of 358 amino acids. NCBI's taxonomy places the organism in Eukaryota, Metazoa, Chordata, Mammalia, Carnivora, Felidae. The transcript has 5 exons.